AUGUUUCCUGAUAUAACUGCCUGGUUGCUCGAAAAAUUAACGUUACGCUGCAGCUUUAUAUCCUCGCUGGUAUAAGGGUAACGUCUGCAAACCCAAAUAUAUGAGUCAGAGUCCCGCGUCGAUCUCACAGUGAAAUCGCGUUAAGCUCAGAGUAGUGUGUAUGUACAAAUACCGUACAUCUUGUUAUAAAUAUAUACGAUACAAUCUUAUAAGAGUAUCACGCCAUUAUACGCGUCAAGGUGUAGCGUCAGCGUGUGCAAACCCGGCGUAGCCAAAAGAAAAAAGGCAGAGCGAACUGUGUUCUUCACACGACGUAUACCUAAAAUUACAGGGUUUACAGAGUCAGAAAAUUGGGCUGUUUUGACGUUUGUUCAGUGCAAGUUUAUAUAGAACAAGAAAACAAGGACUUGUAAACGGCAAAUCGCUUUAUUCUGUAAUUUUCAGUUAUCCGACCGAUUGCUUCAAUGUGUUCAAAAAUGAAUAUCGAAUCACCUCUGCUCGUCUUGAGCGCUUACCGUGAUCAGUAUUUUAAGGGUUCUCAAAGUAAACAAGACGAAUUGCUCAAAACCUCUACUACGUUGUACGUCGGAAAUCUGUCGUUUUAUACGACAGAGCAACAGGUGUACGAAGUAUUUUCGAAAUGUGGAGACAUCAAGAGAAUCAUCAUGGGUCUGGACAAGUACAAGAAAACUCCAUGUGGUUUUUGCUUUGUAGAAUAUUAUUCAAGGGCCGAUGCUGAACGGUGUAUGCGUUAUAUACAUGGAACGCGACUGGAUGACAGAAUAAUAAGAAUAGACUGGGAUGCUGGCUUUGUUGAUGGCCGACAGUACGGACGUGGCCAAACUGGUGGACAAUUUAGAGAUGAAUAUCGAACAGACUUUGACAGUGGCCGAGGGGGCUUCGGUAAGGUUAUCCAGAAGAAAUUAGAUGAAUUGAAGGACCGGGGAGAAGAUGAGAUGCAAGUAACCAACAAUAACGAAGAAGCAUGAUACUAUUUAACGAAAACACUUUGUAGAAACAUUUCUUGAACUUGAUCAAUUACAUUCACAUUUAAGUUGUGAAUUAUUUAAAAUUAUACAUCCUGAUAUAGAUACUGUUUAUUCUGUAAUUAGAUUUUUAGUCUUUAUAUAUCAUUGUGUAGAAUAGAAAAUAAAAUAAUUUUUAAGGAACGAGACUUAA
This is a messenger RNA of Nasonia vitripennis (jewel wasp), 1179 nucleotides long. RefSeq names its product nuclear cap-binding protein subunit 2-like. Gene Ontology annotation, cellular component: nuclear cap binding complex. The transcript has 3 exons. The record is from RefSeq and is a predicted model, not a curated record. Gene Ontology annotation, molecular function: RNA cap binding. NCBI's taxonomy places the organism in Eukaryota, Metazoa, Arthropoda, Insecta, Hymenoptera, Pteromalidae. Gene Ontology annotation, biological process: mRNA cis splicing, via spliceosome. Bases 465 to 989 code for a protein of 174 amino acids.